GCAUUGGGGUCGACGACCUAGCGACAUUGUGAUCAUAGCGCCUUCCCCACCUCAAAACGCGACAGAUCUUCAACCUUCCUCGAAUCCUGUUAGACCCAACAAUCCGGCCUCUAGCAACCGUGUUGGUCGUAAGACUGACUGCGCCGAUCGACGGUGCCAGCUCCACAAUAAACCCUUGAACAUCGCUGAUCGAUUGAUCCACCCGGAGACAAGAUGCGCUUGGUCUUCAGUGAGCCGCCAACCCCGACGCUGAGCCGCCAGAACACCUCUCUGCAGGGGCGACACCACCAACGGCGAUUGACACAUCCGCAUUUGUUGUCGUCGCGAAAGAAGCCAAGAAGAUGGCCGCUGGUCUUCCGCUUCAUCAAGGGCGCUAUCCACGCGCAUAUCUUGCUACCGGUCUUUCUGCAUGCCAUAUUCACGGCGUUCGUUGUCUACCUUGACACUUAUGUUUUUGAAACCGUUGGACUUCCGACCACCAUCAUCCCGUCACUCUCUAUCGUUGUGGGUUUGAUGCUCGUCUUCCGCAACCAAACCUCGUACAACAGGUUCUGGGAUGGUCGCAAUGCAAUGAGCACGAUGAACACCUGCUUGAGAAACUUGACCCGCACCAUCAUGACCAACAGCUACAGCUCAACCCGUGGCCCUCCCACCCUCGCCGAGCGCGAAGAUAUCGAACGUACCAUCCGCAUCCUGAUGGCCAUCCCCUUCGCAGUCAAGAAUCAUCUGCGCGCCGAAUGGGGAGCAGCCUGGGCUAUUGGUGGUGCGUUUGGAAAUGACGUGGAUGCGCGCGGGGGUGCGGCGUAUAACCCCGACUACGCGGGCUUGCUUCCAGCUGGACUGGAGGGUCAUGAGGAUGAGGGACUGGGGCUCCCGUAUCAACUCACCUUCUUCGUCGAUGGGUUUAUCAAGCGCGGCGAGGAUCGCGGCUGGUUCAACGCGCCUGGUGCGAGUCAAAUGCAAGCACAGCUGAAUACGCUUUUGGACGCAUAUGGGAGAAUGGAGACCAUCAAGCUGACUCCAAUGCCAGUGGCCCAUCUCAUUCACCAGAAACAGGUGCUCGCCCUCUUCGGGUGUGUCUUGCCCUUUGCAAUGGUCGACGAGAUGGGUUGGUGGGCUAUCCCGAUCGUCUGCCUGGUGAUAUUCACACUGUACGGUAUCGAGGGCAUCGGCUCCCAGCUGGAAGAUCCUUUCGGCUAUGAUAGGAAUGACAUCAAAAUGGACGCGCUUGUUGGCGAUACCAAGAUCGAGAUUGACGUUGUCCUCUCGGAGUGGCGGACAUACUCCAAGGCCAUGGAGAGUUCCUGGAAUGGGAAUGAUGGGGCCCACGGUCAUGGAGAGCGAUGCUUGGAUGCUGGCGCUCAACCAGGCGCAAACGGAGAUCAGCAAAAGAAAGAGAAGUACACACCUCCUGAUCUGUUUUUGAGGCUGAGACCACGUACCGUGGGCGAUACCGGACACCGAGAUACCGCAUAAGCAUGCUCUCUAUCCCCUCGGCGGGCUAUGAGAAACAAUCUCGUGUAUCACCUACCACUGUCGAAACACUUCUGAAAGUUCUUCCCUGAGCUCUUUUAAACGAUUUUGCUUUCCGCCACACAAGACAUGUAAUACCCUGUAGACCGCCAGGAAAUUUCUGAAGGCUCGUGUUACUGGCACGGCAGAAAGGCAGCUCGCACGAGAAACUAGCACUCAUUAAGAUACAUCCUGC
Penicillium brasilianum is the source of this 1708-nucleotide messenger RNA. NCBI's taxonomy places the organism in Eukaryota, Fungi, Ascomycota, Eurotiomycetes, Eurotiales, Aspergillaceae. The record is from the annotation of a GenBank genome assembly.